ACUCAAAAUGUUUCCUUCAGGUUUGAACCAACAAAAUCAACAAAGGGAGCCAGCAAAAUGCGCCGCGAUCUCAUCAACGCAGAGAUCUCGAACCUUCGAGAUCUUUUGCCCCUGCCGCCUUCUACCAGGCAGAGGCUCUCGCAGCUGCAGCUCAUGGCUCUUGUCUGCGUUUACGUUAGAAAGAUGAACUACUUCCAACAAGUGUUCAAAAGUCACGAAUUCAGUUAUCAGUAUCAAGAGCAAGCGACUCCCACACCUAAUAUUGGAUUUUCAAAGGCGAUGAAUGGGUUUAUGAUGAUGAUGACACAGAAUGGGAAACUGUUGUAUAUAUCGGAAAAUGCAGCCGAGUAUUUAGGACAUUCGAUGGAGGAUCUACUGAUUCACGGCGACAGUGUAUAUGAUAUAAUAGAUAGACAAGAUCACCAGACGGUCCAAAUGGAAUUGAAUAGGGGAGAUAAUGCAGAGACUGAUAUAGUACCAAAGAAUAGACAUUUUUUCUGUAGAAUGAACGUUUCAAGAAACGCUAGAAGACAAAUGAGAUUUGGAGACCAAAAAGUAGUUCUUGUAAGAGGUCAUUACGUAUCGUACCUGCCGCUAUGCAGCCGCAACGAGCCCGUGUUCUUGGCGGUGUGCACGCCGCUGGCGAUGCCGGAGACACGCGAGUGCGUCGUGCACGGCGCCACCAAUGUCUUCACCACCGUGCACGCCAUGGACAUGAAGAUACUGCACAUCGACGCCAAUGGUGAAUGGUACUUAGGAUGGAAAAAGCAGGAAUUGUGCGAUGUGUCGUGGUACCAAUUACUACAUUGGGAAAGUUUACGAGAUGCACAGAGCAAACAUAGACUAAUAACACAAUCUGAACAGGACAAGUGUUGCAUACUGCUAGCGAAAUUACAACAACGUUCCGGCCAAUUCCUUUGGGUCCAUAUCGUGUUACAAGUAAAGGACGCAGCUGAUUCACCGAGACAGUUUAUCGUCGCUACAAAUCAGAUAUUAAGUGAAGAAGAGGCAUCAAUAAUGUUAGCUAAUUCCUGGUUGUACCAAUACUACGGUUACCAAAAUCAGCCAUGCAACAUGAUAGAUCCCAGAUGCCAGAAGUUCUUCAGGCGAGAACAAUGCUACCAGGAGCCCUAUCAGGAAACGUAUCAGUAUAUAGAAAACCAGGAGGUGGAAUAUACAGGGUACCAUGUAUCAUCAUAUGUGCAACAUAAGGGUGUAGAGGAAUUCACUGGAUGUGAACGUGUAUACCAGGACAGAGGUCCUGUGGACUAUUCUACGCAUUCACCGCAAUCCACAAUUAGUGAAGAAAGAUCUCCGCAUCAUUACGACGCCCCGUCAGAUAUAGUGGUGAACAGCAAUAUGUAUAUGUACCCACACCAUGGCAAGAGGGAAUACUAUGAACAGUACCCAAGGGUUGCAUACAUGCAAGGUCCGUGUUCGAGUGGGACAAUAGAUGCUGUAGAAUAUCCAAGUCCGAAACGCAUGCGGUUAGUGCCUGCUACUGUGACGGCAGAAGAUGACGGGAUGGACCGUUGGAACCCCAGCCCACCCUGGUCGGACACCACCCUCAAACUAUCAGAGUACAGCCAACGGUUCACAUACAGUCACAUGAUGUCAAUGCCACCAAGUGAGAGAGCUAUGGUCACUUAAAAUAUGGUAUAAAAAAAAUGUGUCAGCUUUCACCAAAGUGUCCUUUACUAAACAAGUACAUUAUUUAAAAAAUAAUGUAAUUAUUUUUUCCUGGUAUUUUCAUACUCAGUAUAUUGCAGGUCACUAUAAGGUAACUUACUUACCAUCAGGUGGGCCGUAAGCUUGUUUACCAUUCCAAGUACAUAAAAAAGUAAAAAAGUUUCCACGAUGUAAUAAUGCCCUGGGUCUAUUCUAAAUAAUCAAUCCACUUAUAAUUUUAAAAAUAAAUUUUAUAAUGUAUUAAUUAUAAUAAUAGUAAUAUUAACCUGGGCAAUCCACAUACCGCCAUCUAGUUGCAAGAUAGAUACAGAUAACAACAGAUAGAUAUACUUAUAUACAAUUUUUGUUCUAACAUAAUAUACCUAGAAAACACCUAAACCGAUACAAAUGCUCAUUGGAAGUAAAGCGAUAUGCUAAGCUGCUAAACCAAUAAGGUCGGCCGUAAUAUUAUGUUCUUAAAAUUACAGAAAACCUAACUUUCCUAGUUUUUAUCAACCAUCCUCCUUUGAUAUCUACAAAGCUAUGUAUUUUAUUCUUGUUAUGUAUUGUUUGUUGAAAUUAUAUGUACUAUAAUUAUGUAUUAGAAUAAGUUGAGUCAAAAGUUUAAAGUACUUUAUCGUAAGUAUUUAUGAUAUGUAUUCGUGAGUUACAAAUGUAAACGAAUUAAAUAAAUUGGUACAGAAAAAAUGAUAAUACUACAAUGAAUGUUAUUUCAUAGAACAAUAGUAGAUAAUCUCUAUGGUAUUUCAAAGACGAAAAACAUUUAAAAAUGACAUACAGUAUGUAUAUAAAGCUAAGAAUUUAUUAAAUAUACUAUAUGAUAUUAGAAGAUUAUUUUCUUAUAUCAGAUUGUAAAUCAACUGUUUAUGCUCAAAAUAGUAUUUAUAAUUUCAUAUAUUGUAAAUAACAUACAAAAUUGAUGUUGCAUUUAUGCUUAGGUUUGUUCCUAUAUUCCUAACAAUGAAGCUCAAUGGAAGAUGACGAAUGUAACAGUAUUUUUAAUAUAAGUUAUAUGGCGGUAAAUAAAGGCGAUAAACACGACACUGAAAUUAGGAGCAAAGGUGAAAAGCGCUCUGGUUUGUUUCCUGAACAUCUCCUCUGAAAGGAUAUUAAGGCAGAUCAUACAUACCUUUACUGAUCCUGAUAAUGGUCCUGAUUUUAGUGCCACGUGUAAGCUGUUUAACUAAGGUCUGUAGUAAAUAAAUAAGCAAUGAACGAUUCCGUCCAAAUAUAUGUGCAUUGCGUUCCAAAGGAAUAGAUUAUUAAAUGUUUUUUUUUUCUUUGUACAUAAAUGUACCGUUUAUAAAUACUACAGAU
Achroia grisella is the source of this 3006-nucleotide messenger RNA. RefSeq names its product PAS domain-containing protein cky-1-like. The record is from RefSeq and is a predicted model, not a curated record. NCBI's taxonomy places the organism in Eukaryota, Metazoa, Arthropoda, Insecta, Lepidoptera, Pyralidae. The transcript is spliced from 10 exons. Gene Ontology annotation, biological process: regulation of transcription by RNA polymerase II. The annotation marks the transcript as partial. Gene Ontology annotation, molecular function: DNA-binding transcription factor activity, RNA polymerase II-specific; protein dimerization activity; RNA polymerase II transcription regulatory region sequence-specific DNA binding.